This is a messenger RNA of Heterotrigona itama, 4260 nucleotides long. The record is from the annotation of a GenBank genome assembly. NCBI's taxonomy places the organism in Eukaryota, Metazoa, Arthropoda, Insecta, Hymenoptera, Apidae.
GAGGACGGAGUCGAAGGCUCAGGGCCCGGCGCAGACCUCCAGGCGGAGGAAGGCGACUGCGUGGAGGAUGACGGCCUAAUUAGUCCUAGCGAGAGGGGUUGCACGACGGCAGCCAAAGAGGAAGAGGAUGGGGACGCGACCGACGAAGAAGACGACGAGGACGCAUCGCCGCCAACUCCGCCGCCUUCCGCAACCGCGAGACUGAAUCCUGCUAUUUUAAGGGACACAGGACCGCCGGACAGAGAGCCAAUGAGCCCGCGCUGUCCUUCCAGAGAUUCUCGGGAAUCGUCCGGCCCGGCGACCGGAAGUCCUCCGCCGCCAGCGACGAGGAGCACCGCGAGCCCGGUCAGUCCGAGCGGGAUCGUGCCGCUGCCGCUCGGCAGCCAUCCGUUGCUACCGCCUCACUCGGCCGCGAUGAUGGCGGCGUACCUGCAACAGACCCACCAGAGACUGCUGCUCGGCCACUCGCCGCUGUCACGCGGCUCCGUGUCCCCGCUGGUAUCGUCCUCGUGCUCGCCGCCGGCCGCCACUCCCGGCCUGCUGGUCUCGCCGAGCAGCGUUGGCGAGGUCUCGCCGUCGGCCACACCGUUGCCCGCGGUGCUCGACUUCAGCACGAGGAAAGCGUCGUCGACGGAGGACGACGAAGACGAGCAGAUACUGAACCUGAGUAAGCCGCCGACUCCGUCCUCCGCCGCGGAAGCGAACAACGGCCCGUUGGAUCUGUCGGUGCCGAGCAGGAAGCGACCGGGCCCGGAGGACUCUCCGCCGCUGCCAGUCCGCAAGUCGUCCAGGUUAUCGGCCAGCAGCGCGGCGGCAGCGGCGGCGGCGGCUGCCGCUGCAGCCGCUGCGGCCCACCAGGAGGCCGCGCAAGCCGUGACCGCGGCAGGUUUUGGUCGGCCGCCGGUCGUCUCGCCGUGGACGUCGCCCGUGGUCGCCUCUCACUUUCCGUACUUCGCGGCCGCGGUCGCCGCGGCGGCAACUAGUCAGCAGCAACUCUCGCCGAAGAGCACCGCCGGCGUAGUGGAGCAUCAUCAGCAACUGUGGAACGGCAAGAUGAAGCCACCGUCCGUGGCGCUGGACAAGUCGUAUCAGCCGAGCGAGGCGACUAAGGCGCUGGAGAAGAUGAGCGAGCUGAGCAAACUGGGCGGCGAGGAUCUGUUCAGAUCGAGUUCGAGCGGAGCCGCGAGCGCCGGGGCGGGUGGAGCGGCGGCAGCCGCGGCCGCGGCCGCAGCAGCGGCGGUCGCAGGGAACGCGACCGCCGGGACCACGUCCGGCAGCCGACACAGUGCCUGGCAGUCCCACUGGCUGAACAAGGGCGCCGACCAAGCGAAGGACGUGCUCAAGUGCGUGUGGUGCAAGCAAAGCUUCCCCACGCUGGCCGCGAUGACGACGCACAUGAAGGAGGCGAAACAUUGUGGCGUGAACAUGCCGGUGCCAGCGGCCGCGGCCGCGCUCCAUCCACAGCCGCCGAGCGUGGCCGGUAUCGCGGCGCCGCAACAACAGCCGCAUCAGCCGCACCAGCCGCAAAACGCCGGAUCCGGGAACAACGGUGGACCCGGCGGGGGUGGCGGCGGUGGUUCGGCUGCCGCUGGUACACCGAGCAGCAAACAGAGCCCAUCCGAGUUGAAUCUGUUGAUCAAGGAGACGAUGCCACUGCCGAGGAAGUUGGUCAGAGGUCAGGACGUUUGGUUGGGCAAGGGCGCCGAGCAGACCAGGCAGAUACUCAAGUGCAUGUGGUGCGGCCAAAGUUUCCGCUCGCUCGCCGAGAUGACGUCGCACAUGCAGCAGACGCAACACUAUACCAACAUCAUCUCCCAGGAGCAGAUCAUCUCGUGGAAGUCGUCGGACGAGAACAAGGGUGGUAGCGGCGGAAGCGGGGGAAGUGGUGGGGGCGGCGGUGGAGGAGGCAGCGGAUCGGUGGCCGGCGCCACCGGAGGUGGUGGCGGCGCGGUAGCGGCCGGUGGCGCGUCCGGACCGCACGCUGGGAACGCCACCGGUCCCGGUUCCGGCGCCACCAGCAGCCACGUGAGCGCGGUGCUCACGUGCAAGGUCUGCGACCAGGCGUUCAGCUCGCUGAAGGAAUUAAGCAACCAUAUGGUGAAGAACUCCCACUACAAGGAGCAUAUAAUGCGCUCGAUCACCGAGAGCGGCGGACGACGACGGCAGACCCGGGAGAAACGCAAGAAGUCGCUGCCGGUGAGGAAGCUGUUGGAGCUGGAACGCGCGCAGAACGAGUUCAAGAACGGGGACGCGGCGACCGGGCUGAGCCAUCACAGCCUCGGCAAGCACGCCGGUCGGAUCACGUGCGAGAAGUGUGGCGAGAAGAUCGAGACGACGAUCUUCGUCGAUCACAUACGCCAGUGCAUCGGCGCGGGCACCGUGGGAGCGAAUCAGCGAAACUUUCUGAAGAACGCGUUGAUGUCGAACCACCUGCCGGCCACGUUGCCACCGACCGAGACCGGCCGCAAGAGCGUCACCGAGGAUGGUUCCUCGGUGUCCUCGAGACACCAUCGGUCACCAUCGUCGGCCAGCGACGCGACCACUCCGGGAAAGGACACGCCGACUCCGACUGCCGGCGAGACCACCGGCAGCUCGUCGCCGUCCGUGUUGAACGCCAUCGAGAAAUUGAUCGAGAAGAGUUUCGACUCUCGCGUCAGGCAUGGCACGCCGGGUCUGCAUCACGCUCAACCGGGCGCUCCGAUGGGCACCAGCAUCCUGAAACGGCUGGGCAUCGACGAGAGCGUGGACUACACGAAACCGUUGGUCGAUCCACAGACGAUGAACCUUCUACGCUCGUACCAGCAGCAACACCAGCAUCAGCAGCAGCAACACUACGCGACGAGCACGGCCGCACGGCGGGAACGCAGCGGUAGCGAAUCGAGCUCGGUUUCGGAACGAGGAAGCGCCGGUAGAACCGACGCGAUGACGCCGGAGAGACGCGUGGACCUGCACUCGGUGGACACCAGGCAUUCCCAUCAUCACCGAGUCACGCCGGACAAACAGCUGGUCUCGCAAAACUUGUCCACUGGUCGCCACCAUCCGACCACCGAGGAGUCCGGCGACGAAGAUUCAACGACGACCGCGUCCGCCUCCGCCGCCGCGGCGACGGCAACGGCGAACGUGGUUGUGAAGAAGGAACCUCGAGAUGAGGAAUCGGAGGAACGCGUGACGAACGAGGAGGAGCAGCAGCAACAACAACAACAACAACAGCCCCAAUCGCAAUCUCAGUCGCAAGCAAACCGCUCCGAGGUGUUCGUAAAGAAGGAGAUCGUGGAGGAUUGCCGGGACGAUGACGAUCAAGGCUCGUUCAAUCACCGACGAAGCAGCCUACACGAGGGAUCGGAGGAAGGCCGGGAGGUGCUGUCGCCUCGUAUGAACCCACCGACGCCGAGAUCGAGCGGCCAGCCGGAGCAAAUCGCGCGCAGCCCCUGUAGGAACAGCACCAGCAGCCCGACGAGCAGCGACCGGUCGGUAACGCCGCGCGGAACACCCGACACCAAGGGCUCGAGCAGUCUCGGCGCGCUCUCUUCCAUGUUCGACAGCCUGUCCGGUGGCGGAGGAAGCGGAGGCGGCGGUGGUGGUAGUGGCGGUGGCGGCGGCGCCGGCGGCGGAGGAGGCUCGAGCAACGCGGUCGACUCUCAGGGACGGAAAACCAGCAGCCACCCGCUGGCCGCGCUGCAGAAGCUCUGCGACAAGACGGAGACGCGAGGACCGAGCGGCAGCGCGGCCCGUUCCGGUGGCGGCGGUCCUGGGUCCGCGUCCGGUCUCGGCGCAGCGGCCGGGAGUGGCGUGGGCGCGACCGGGCCCGGCUCCGGGACGACUCCGGGAGCGAUCCUAGCGUUCAGCUGGGCGUGCAACGACGCCGUCGUCACCGCCGACUCGAUCAUGAAGUGCGCCUUCUGCGACACACCGUUUAUCUCGAAGGGCGCCUACAGGCAUCACUUGUCCAAGAUGCACUUCGUCAAGGAUGGCGUGAUCCCGGACCCGUUGACGAUCGGCCGGUCAGCGGCGGCCGCUGCAGCCGCGGCUGCUGCCGCCGCGGCGGCCGCGGCCGCGGUCUCGCAGACGUCGGCCACCGGGCCGCCACCGGCCGGUCACAGUUCUUCCUCGCCGCCUACAUCGCAGCGCAACAAGUCGCCGCCGCUUCCGCAGGCGAACGGCAGCCCGUCGCAGUCAGCGGCCUCGCCCCUCGAGGAGAGCCCGCACUCGAAAUUUCUCAAGUAUACGGAGCUGGCCAAACAGUUGUCCAGCAAGUACGUA